Messenger RNA from Suillus fuscotomentosus, 899 nucleotides. RefSeq lists its product as uncharacterized. The transcript is spliced from 2 exons. The record is from RefSeq and is a predicted model, not a curated record. Bases 89 to 541 code for a protein of 150 amino acids. NCBI's taxonomy places the organism in Eukaryota, Fungi, Basidiomycota, Agaricomycetes, Boletales, Suillaceae.
AAGUACUGCCUGUCAGACAGUGUCCUGUGUUACUCACAGUCUCUUUCUCUCACCUUCCCGCAACCAUCGUCGCUCUCGCCCUUCAGCGAUGUAUCUACUUUCUUUUCUUCUGGCUUUACCUUUGCUCUCACUUGCGCAGUCAUCGCAGAGUGUUCAGCUCUCAACUUCCACCAUAGUGGAAGAGACUCUCGGCUCGAAUCGCCAAACUAGCACAGUAACACAGAUCACAGUUUUUACUAUCACUCCCGCUCCCACAGCGUCCGGUACAGUUUCUGCCUCUGGCAACUCUUCUUCAGCAAUAACUAGCGGUACCAACAACGGGACCACCACAUCAAUCGCCUCUAGCAAUCUACCCACUGCAGCGUCUACCAUUGCUGGAGCAGAUGGCGGUCCCAACGGUGCCCCCAGUCCAGGAGCAUCAGCGUCAGGUGGAAUAUACGGCCCUCCAGAUGGCUAUAUUGCAGGCGCACAGGCUUUGCGCAGUGCAAACAUUCUCGGAGCUGUCGUCUUUCUCGCCGGAGGAGCAUUGGUUUUGCUUUAGAGGAUAAAACAGUUUCAAAACUGCACACUGUUCGUAUGUUUAUAUAUCCGUAUGAUGUGACCCUGGCACACUGCCAAACAUACUUAGGAUAUUCCGUCUAGCUCUCUUCAAGCUCUCUUUAUUGAACAUGGACAAACCAGCUUGCUUUUAGGAUUUGCUAAUGGAACUGUACUUUUGCAUAUAUCGCAUAUAUCCUCGCAUGCCUACCGUUCAUUGACACUAUUAUAUCUGGACUGUCUUGGACCGAGUACAGUACUAGCAUACUGUAAUGAGACCUGGUCUUCUGACUAAUUCUAGACGGGACGAUUAUAUGCUGCCGAAAUCGAGUUACGUAUCAGUAUGCUCUCUGCUCACUGGG